GACAUCAUGUAGAUGGUUGCGUCUUCUUUAAUCUUUCUGAAUUUGUUAAGCAAAAGCAAACACAUCAUGUAAUUGGUUGCGUCGUUUUUAAUCUUUCUGAAUUUGUGAAGAUGGAGUCAAGAGAAGAAAGGAAUAACUACUACAUUCAGAAAAUACUUUCAGAUGUUGUUACAAAGAAACUUGUUGAUUUAUUUAUCCAAGAGUGGAACACUCAUUACAAAAAAUUCCAUGGAGAAUGGGAUAAUACAAACGUUAGUGGUCAGAAGUUGUUCAAUAUUGAAACAACAAAAAAGAAACGUCAUGACAAACAUAUUGAAACAAAAUUUCAAGAUGGUGACACCAGUAAGUGGGAUUGUACAACACUAUUUGCAGCAAUACUGUAUUCCAACUCAAUUGGAACAAAACUUGGAGCAACAACUAGAUCUGCAAUCGAUGCACUUCGUAUUGUAAGAAACAAAUUUACCCAUAAUAAUCCGGGAAGGGUAUCUGAUGCCGAAUUUGACAAAAUGCUUUGUGAUAUUGAACUUUCAUUUAAAGAUCUAGCAUUUUCAUUCACUGAAAUUAAUGAAAUUAAACGUCAACGAAACAGAUUUAAUUCUUUUCAAGUACUUCCUUGCAAAUCAAAUCACGAUGUGGUUAAACGUACAGAGUUACUUAAUCAAAUCACAGCUGAUCUCAACAAAUUGCGCAGUACUAACAAUAAUGAACUAACAUAUUACUAUAUUUCUGGUAAUCCUGGCAGUGGUAAAUCUCAAUUAGCCAGACAAAUUUGUGAAGAAAUGUACAAUUCGUUUGACUGGGAAAAGAAUACGACAUUUGUGAUGACACUCGAAGGAAAAGAUAUCGACUCUCUUUUGAAAACUUAUGCUGAACUUUAUCAACGAUUAAGCAAUGAUAAAACUGUCAUUGAAAAUAUUCGGAAAGAAGCAAAAAGUAGCGAAGACAAAAUCAAAGAUUUUCAAUUAUUGCUGACACAACAACUGAAAUCUUGGCAAACAUGGUGGAUUGUUGUAGAUAACGUGGUUGAACUUCAUAAAAUUUAUCCAUUGUUACCUCAAGUUGGUGAUCAUAAUUGGAAAAAUGGACAAAUUAUAGUAACUGUCCAAAAUACAGAUGCUAUACCACCAGAUGGAAGUCUAAAUAAACACAUUUCAGUUAGUCAUGGUAUGAACAAUAAAGAAUGUCAAAAACUUCUAUCUUUCUUUUCUGAUAUUCGAAAUCAUGAUGAAAAAUGUUUAAAGGAUUUAUCAGACAAAUUUGAUCGUCAACCAUUGUUCCUGGCAAAUGCUGCUUCCUACGUAGGUAGUGUAAAAAGUGUAAAUCCAAACUUCACCUGGGAGCAAUAUUUUGGUAAAUUGAAUGAAGGAGAGCGACAGAACAUGGAUGGCAAUUUUCAAAAAAUAAACUCAGCUUACUUAGGAAUGAAAGCUGUUAUGUUAGCAGUACAGAAAAAUGGUGAAGAAUCCAUCUUAUUGGAAAAUGUUUUUAAACUUUUCUCAAUAAUAUCUUUCGAUCCCUUACCACAAGAUGUUAUAAUACAAUUUAUUAAAAGCAUUGACCAACAAAAAUCUGCAGAAGAUGUCUGUCUUCAAUUAAAGCAAUGUUCUUUAUUCCUUCAAACGGAAAACAACGACAUCCGCCUGCACAGCGUUGUACACGAAGCCAUCAUAAAUUAUUCAUCGCAGACCUUUGGCUGUAAACAAAGCAAAAUUAAUUUUAAAAAGUCUUCAGUUGAUCUUGCCUGUCAAGUUGCUUGUGCACUAAAUCAUUUUAAAGACAGAGAAGAUGAAAUCAAAAUAAUUCCACAUCUAAUUAAAUUCAUAACAAAUUCAUCAUUUCAACAUUUCCUAAAAAAGUUGAUCGAUGUAAAAUCAGUCUUUUUUUUCAUAAGAGAACGAAAACUUCAUGAAAGAAAUUGGAAAUUUGCCAAAUAUUUUGUAGAUGUUUUGGAGAGAUUUUGCAGCUACAAACUUGCAACUAAAGUACUUUAUGAAAUAACAGAAAUUCAAACUAAAGUGUUAGGUGUUGAUCAUAUUGAUGUGUCAUAUUCGUACAACAAGCUGGGUGUAUUGCUUUGCAAGAAUGGAGAUUAUGAAAAUGCUAAAGAUUUUCAUGAACGAGCAAUGGGAAUUCAAGCUAAAACAUUUGGACCUGACCAUGUUAAUAUUGCGACAACGUACAACAAUCUGGGUUUGGUUUACUAUAAUAUGGGAGAGUACGAAAAAGCAAAAGCUUUUUAUGAACGAGCGAUAAAAAUUGAACCAAGACCGUUUGGACCUGACCAUGUUCAUAUUGCGACAACUUACAACGAUCUGGGUUCGGUUUACAGUAAAAUGGGAGAGUACGAAAAAGCAAACGAUUUUGCUGAACGAGCGAUAGAAAUUGAAACAAAAACAUUUGAACCAGACCAUGUCAAUAUUGCGAUAAGGUACGACAAUCUGGGUUCAGCUUACAAUAAUAUGGGGGAGUACGAAAAAGCAAAAGAUUUUUAUGAAAAAGCGAUAAAAAUUCAAACAAAAACAUUUGGACCUGACCAUGUUAAUAUUGCUACAACGUACAACAAUCUGGGUUCAGUUUACAGUAACAUGAGAGAGUACGAAAAAGCAAAAGAUUUUCAUGAACGAGCGAUAGAAAUUGAAACAAAAGCAUUUGGACCUGAGCAUGUUAAUAUUGCGAUAAGGUACAACAAUCUAGGUUCGGUUUACGAUAAGAUGGGA
Molecule: messenger RNA, 2717 nt
Organism: Xenia sp. Carnegie-2017
Lineage: Eukaryota; Metazoa; Cnidaria; Anthozoa; Malacalcyonacea; Xeniidae
Exons: 3
Cellular component (GO): kinesin complex
Molecular function (GO): protein binding
Source: RefSeq, a predicted model, not a curated record